ACUGUAGCCCCUCCUCCUGCACCAGCCGGCUCUAGUCCAGCCCCCGUUGCCCCGGUAACCCCAAGGAAAGGGCGUGUCUUCGCCAGCCCGCUCGCCAAGAAGCUCGCUGCCGAGAAGGGCAUUGACCUGGCCCAGGUCAACGGUGAGUGUACACACACACACACACACACACACACACACACACACACACACACACACACACACACACACACACACACACACACACACACACACCUUCCUCUCUCUGAUGCAUGUUCUGUUUGUGUGUGUGUGUACAUUACAGGCUCCGGUCCUGAUGGCAGAGUCACCAAGAAAGACAUUGAGACCUUCGUCCCCCCCAAGGCUGCUCCUACCGUAAGUCACCACACACUCUCACUCACUCUAUCACUCACACACUCUCACUCACUCUCUCACUCACUCUCUCACUCACACUCACUCACUCACUCACUCUCACUCACUCACUCACACACUCUCACUCACUCACUCACUCACUCACUCACUCUCACUCACUCACUCACUCACUCACUCUCUCACUCCUCUCCACUCUCCUUCACUCACACACACACUCCUCCUCCCUCACUCACUCACGCACUCACUCACUCACUCACCACGCACUCACUCUAUCACACUCUCUCACUCACUCACUCUCACUCACUCACUCUCACUCACACACACACUCUCACUCACUCACUCACUCACACACUUUACUGCGUUUGUUUUUUAAUGUGUUUUGUUUUUUCUACAUACCAGUGAUUCAUAUUUAGUAUAAAACCUUUUCUGUCGACACAAAUCUGAUGCAAUGUUCAGUCAAGACUGGAUUGGUUUUCUGAUGCAAUGUUUCAGUCCAAGACUGUGGAUUUGGUUUCUGAUUGGCAAUGUUCAGUCAAGACUGGAUUGGUUUUUCUGAUGCAAAGUUUUCAAUCAAGACGGAUUGGUUUUCGGUGCAAAUGUUCAGUCAAGACUGGAUUGGUUUUUCUGAUGCAGUGUCGUCAAGACUUGGAUUGGUUUCGAUGCCAGUGUUCCAGUCAAGACUGGAUUGGUUUUCUGAUGCAAUGUUCAGUCAAGACUGGAUUGGUUUUCUGAUGCAAUGUUCAGUCAAGACUGGAUUGGUUUUCUGAUGCAAUGUUCAGUCAAGACUGGAUUGGUUUUCUGAUGCAGUGUUCAGUCAAGACUGGAUUGGUUUUCUGAUGCAGUGUUCAGUCAAGACUGGAUUGGUUUUCUGAUGCAAUGUUCAGUCAAGACUGGAUUGGUUUUCUGAUGGUGUGUAGGCUCCUGUUGCUGCAGCUCCACCUUCCACGGCUGGCCCCGCCCCUACACCUGCCCCGGCUGUUGCCACGCCAACAGGCACCUUCACCGACGUCCCUAUCAGCAACAUCCGCAGGGUAACGCUCUCACACACACUAGUCCUGAGUGAUUAACCGAUGUCGGUUCAAUUACUUGAAUUCCAUUUACAUUUUUUGUGAGCCCAACGUGCCGUUUCUCUAGAGAGAAAUCAAAUAAUUCACUAGAGAAAUGAAGUCAAGAACUAUGUGGGAUGCUGGGCCGAAGGGCUGUAGUUUUCAUUAAGCAGAUAUUCAACCUAGUUCAGCGCAGAAACAUGUUAAUUAACUACAAUGACCAUAAUCCAUUGCGCCUGUUCCACUUGGACAGAGAUGGAUACACUUUUUAUACCAUUACGUACCACUACGCCUGCUAUGUUAGGUUAGAUGCACACAGACCACAUGACGGAGGAAUGUAGCCUACACAGCUAUUCAGAGGGAUGGAGUUUGUGUCAGUAUGCCUUAUCUACUUUGAAGAAGACUAGUCAAAUGAUUUGGGCAGACAGCUCUGCAGCAUACUUAGGCAGGCUAGCUAAACAGGAGGACUGAAGACAGGACAGUAUGGGGAGAACAGAGAUAACGUUAGAUAGUUGUUUGACUGCUACUGCCUGAGCAGAGCUGAAAUGAUGACUUUAAGGAAUUAACUAUAAUAAAGUAAUCAAAUAAAGACUACGUAAUAUACACAACUGAAAUAUUGGCUUUGGAAUUUUCAUUCAAAUGCACAAAAAUCUUUGUCAUAAUACAUUUAAUGUUUUAAAAAUAAUUGUGAUUUCGAACUGAACCGGUACCCCAAAAGCAACCAGUCGCUCAGCACUAGCACACACCAGUUAACUAAAUAUCUCAAAGAUCUCUUCACCAGGAUGUUAAACAUUUUAAUGUGUGUAUGUCCUGGUGAUAUUGUUAUUGUUGUUCCCUAUGUGAUAUUGUUAUUGUGUUUCUAGUGGAGGGCUCGACCCUUGUGGAGAGGACUCAGACUCUAGUGGAGAGGACUCAGACUCCUUAGUGGAGAGACCAGACCUUGUGGAGAGGUCAGACUCUUAGUGGAGAGGACAUCCUUAGUGGGAGAGGACGGGGCUUAGGGAGAGGAUCUAGGGAGGACUCAGUGAGGGAUCGACUCCUAGUGGAGAGGACUCAGACUCCUUAGUGGAGAGGACUCAGACUCCUUAGUGGAGAGGACUCAGACUCCUUAGUAAUAAUAAAACCCUGUGAUGCAACACCAGGAAUGUAGCUGCUUUCAUUGAUUACAACGAGACCAAUUCUCCCGCCUCUCCAGUGUCAAAUAAAACAAUUUCCCAAAUUGGGAUUACCAAAGUAUACUCUACUCUACUCUCCUUCAUAGGAGGUAAAGGCCAGAACAUCAAGCUGAGUGUGAAUGAUUUCAUCAUUAAAGCCAGCGCUCUGGGCUGCCUCAAGGUCCAGGAAGCCAAACUCCAAUGGCUCGACUCUGUCAUCGACAGUAAGUACAUACUCUGCCUCUCUCUCUCUCUCUUUAUGCCUAUCUCUCUCUCUCUCUCUCGUAUCUCUCUCAUAGUCUCUGUCUUUCUCUCUGUCUUGUCUCUGUAUCUACUGUUUGCUUAUCUACUCUCUUCUCUGUAUCUUCUCUCUCUUGUUCUAUCUCUCUCAUGUAUAUCUAUAUCUUGUCUCUCCUAAUCAUAGUUGCUCUCUUAUCGCUCUCUUAUCUAUCUCAUCUCUAUCUCUUCUCUCUAUUUGUUCAUGUUUGUCUCUCUUGUCUUCUCUUCUCUAUCUCUUGCUGUUCCUUAUCUCUCUCUCUGGUCUCGGUUCUCUGUCUCUCUGUCUCUCUCUCUUGUCUCUCUCUCUUCUCUGCUUCUUGUUUCCUUCUCUCUCGCUGGUCUCUCUCUUCUCUGCUGUUCAUUCUCUCUCUCUUCUCUCUCGUCUCUCUCUCUCUAUCUCUCUCUUGUUCUUCUCUCUCUUCCUCUUCUCUCUCCUCUCUCUCUCUCUCUCUCUCUCUCUAUCCUCUGUUUCCUUUCACUCUCUCUCUCUCUCUAGGGCCAGAUAGCACUACAUUUUACUUUGUGCUUGUGUUUCCCAAUAGGUAAUGGAGUUUUGUUUUGACUGUGUUGUAAUUUGGUUUAUUCUGAUUGAUUGGAUGUUCUGGUCCUGAGGCUUCAGUAUGUUAAUAGAACAGGUUUGUGAACUCAGCCCCAGGACCAGCUGGAUGAGGGGACUCUUUUCUCUGCUCAGCUCUUGGCAUUGCAGGGCUUGGUAAUGAUAUGAGAGGGGGUCACUGGAUUUUAGAUGUUUCCAAAACUUAAUUUGCUAUUCUUUGAGUUUUUAUUAUUAGUGGAUAUUGGCCUAAUUCUGCCCUGCAUGCAUUGUUUGUGGUUUUCCGCUGGACAUGAAGGAGAAUCUACCAGAACUCUGCAUGUAGGGUUUCAAUGGGGUGUGUUAUGAUGAGUUUCUCAAGUAUCAAGUAAUUCAUGAUGCAAUAAGAUAUAUAACACUUAGCUGGGGAGUUAAUUUAAUAUUUAAUAGGUACCAUGGUUCGAUAUAACAGAAGGACAGGGCUCUGGUUCGAUAUAACAGAAGGACAGGGCUCUGGUUCGAUAUAACAGAAGGACAGGGCUCUGGUUCGAUAUAACAGAAGGACAGGGCUCUGGUUCGAUAUAACAGACAGACAGGGCUCUGCCUCUUGCUAUUCUGAACUACUGAACAAAGAACAUAUCUCACUUAUAUACCCUCUGUUACACGUUUCUUCAACCACAUCUGUUAACCGUCAGUGGGCGCUCUCUUCUCUGAUGUUAUUCCCUUUUCCCCCCAAGUCAGUAUAUCAUAUCCAUCAAUCACUCUACCAUAAACAUGGGGUAUUGUGUGUAGUUUGAUGAGCAAAAAAAACCUAUGUGAUCCAUUUUAGAAUAAGACUGUAACAAAAUGUGGAAAAAGUCAAUGGUUCUGAAUACUUUCCCAAUGCUCUGUUUGUGUGGGGUACAGAGAUGGAGUAGUUAAUCAAAAGUCACGUUAACCAUAAUUAUUGAACACAGAAUGAGUCCAUGCAGCUUAUGUGGUUUGUUAAGGACAUUUACUCCUGAACUUAUUUAGGCCAUUAAGUUGAAUACGUUGAAUGACUCAAGACAUUUCAGCUUGUUCUCCAAACAUAACAUCCACUGUGACAUUAUGGGGUGUUGACACAACAUCUACAUUUAAUCAAGUUUAAAUGUGGGUUGUAACCAGAGCAUAUGAUUCUCACCGCUCCGCUCCACUCCGCUCCACACCGCUCUGGUGUGUAACACAAAAAGAAAUGGGAAAAGGUGGAAGGGGGGGAAGACUUGGCUGAAAGCGCUGGACACACACCACCACAAACAACACACACCACCCAAAACACCACACACCACCCAAAAAACACACACACACCCAAAAACAGACACACCACCCAAACACACACAACAACCACCCAAAACACACACACACCCAAAACACACACACCACCCAAAAACAACACACACACCCCCAAAAACACACACCACCCAAAACACACACACCACCCAAAAACACACACCACCCAAAACACACACACCACCCAAAAAACACACACCACCCAAAACACACACACCACCCAAAACACACACACCACCAAAAACACACACACCACCCAAAACACACACACCACCCAAAAACACACACACCACCCAAAACACACACACCACCCAAAAACACACACACCACCCAAAACACACCACCCACACACCACAACCCAAAACACACACACCACCCAAAACACACACACCACCCAAAACACACCACACCACCCAAAAACACAACACCACCCAAAACACACACACCACCCAAAAACACAACACCACCCAAAAACACAACACACCACCCAAAAACACACACACCACCCAAAACCACACACCACCACAAAAACACAACACACACCAAAACACAUAUUUUUGAAUAUGUCAGGUUUAAUGUGGUGUGUGUGUGUGUGUGUGUGUGUGUGUGUGUGUGUGUGUCUCUGUGUGUGUGUGUGUCUCUGUGUGUGUGUGUGUCUCUGUGUGUGUGUGUGUGGUGGUGUGUGUGUGUGUGUGUGUGUGUGUGUGUGUUGGUGUGUAGGAACCAUGUGGUGGAUGUGAGUGUGGCGGUGAGUACAGCCAAUGGUCUGAUAACUCCCAUCGUGUUCAACGCCCACACCAAAGGACUGGCUGCUAUCAGCUCUGAUGUCACAGCCCUGGCUGCCAAGGCCCGCGACGGGAAACUACAGCCACACGAGUUCCAGGUAACUACCGACUACACACUAAAACACACAAUGAUUACACACACACACACACACACAAAUGUGUUAAACACUUCUGCAACAUUAGUUGGUCCCACAGGUUCCAGGAGUUGAAUCCUCUGUGUGUUUCAGGGAGGCACGUUUACCAUCUCUAACCUGGGAAUGUUUGGCGUCAAGAACUUCUCAGCGAUCAUCAACCCUCCCCAGGCCUGUAUACUGGCAGUAGGAGGCUCAGAGAAGAGACGGCUGCCUGCUGACAAUGAGAAAGGGUAAAUACACUACCACUAUACGAUACACGACUAUAACUAACGAGACGACCACAGACGAUACGACUACUAACUACACUAGACGAACACUACUAUAACUACACGAUACGAUACACUAAUAUAACUGGACAUAAUAGACGAACGACGAUAACGAACACGAGACUAGAUGACUACGAUAACGAUACUAUAACACAGUAUACUACUACGAGACGAACUAGACUAUACGAUAAUCGAAUAAACGACACGUACUAUACUACGAAUAAAAACUACACUAUACUAUACUACUACUAUAACGCACUAUACUAUACUACUACUAUAACUACACGAUACUAGUAGACUACUAUAACACACUAGACUAUACUACUAAAUAACUACACUAUAACUAGACUACACUAGAACGGCCCACUAUACAUACUACUAAGAAACGACACGAGACUAUACUGACUACUAUAACUGCACGUAUACUAUACUACUACUAGAACUGACACGAUGACUAUACUACUGAUAAACGACACUAACUAGUACGACGAAUAUAACGACACACGAAUCUGACUACUACGAGAAAUGCACUAACUAUACUACGACAAACUAACCACUAUACUAGACUAUACUACUACUAUAACUACAGACUAUUAUACUACUACUAUAACUACACUAUAAUACUAUAACUACACUAUACUAUACUAUACUACUACUAUAGGUUGAUUCUACUUUGUUCUGUAAUUUACUGUGUGUGUGUGUGUGUGUGUGUGUGUGUAGGUUUGACGUGGCCAGCAUGAUGUCGGUGACGUUGAGUUGUGACCAUCGCGUGGUGGACGGAGCGGUCGGAGCUCAGUGGCUCGCAGAGUUCAGGAAGUUCCUGGAGAAGCCUGUCACCAUGCUGCUCUGA
Coregonus sp. 'balchen' is the source of this 6705-nucleotide messenger RNA. Lineage: Eukaryota; Metazoa; Chordata; Actinopteri; Salmoniformes; Salmonidae. The record is from the annotation of a GenBank genome assembly.